AUGUCAAACCCACAACAAUUUCAAUGUCGUAUGUACGAAGAAAAAUAUCCCGAGGUGGAAGAUCUGGUUAUGGUUAACGUUCGCCAGAUCGCCGAAAUGGGAGCAUAUGUUAAACUAUUGGAAUAUGAUAAUAUUGAGGGUAUGAUACUUUUGUCGGAAUUGUCACGACGAAGAAUUCGAAGUAUUCAAAAAUUGAUUCGAGUUGGAAGAAAUGAAGUUGUGGUAGUUUUGAGAGUCGAUAAAGAAAAAGGAUAUAUUGAUUUGUCCAAACGUCGAGUUUCUAUUGAAGAUGUUGCAAAAGCGGAAGAAAAAUAUAACAAAUCUAAAGCAGUACAUAGCAUCAUGCGACAUGUUGCCGAGAAACAAAACCUUGUGCUUGAAGAUCUAUAUAAACUAAUCGGAUGGCCAUUAUACAGAAAAUAUGGUCAUGCUUAUGAAGCUUUCAAAUUGGCAAUCACUAAUAUUAAGAGAAGAUUAACACCACAACCAAUUAAAAUUCGAGCAGAUCUUGAAGUAACUUGUUAUGGUUAUGAAGGUAUUGAUGCUAUUAAAAAAGCUCUAAAAGCUGGUGAAGCGUGUGAAACUAGUGAUAUUGUAAUUAAGGUCAAACUAGUUGCUCCACCAUUAUACGUAAUGAUCACCAAUGCAUUGGAUAAAACUGUUGGAAUUGAGGCAUUAGAAAAAGCAAUUAAUACUAUUCAGGAAUCAAUCACAAAAUCAGGAGGAAAUUUGAUAGUUAAAAUGAAGCCAAAGGCUGUAAGUGAGACGGAUGACAUGGAACUUGCUGCACUUAUGGCUCGUGUAGAGAAAGAAAAUGCGGAAGUUUCUGGAGAUGAUGAAUCUGAACAAGAAGCUUUAGAUACGGAAUAA
Messenger RNA from Diversispora eburnea, 870 nucleotides. The record is from the annotation of a GenBank genome assembly. Lineage: Eukaryota; Fungi; Glomeromycota; Glomeromycetes; Diversisporales; Diversisporaceae.